AUGAGCCGGUCACGUGGUGGUGUGACCCGUCUGACCGAGUCCGGCCUCUCCAUGGUCGACUGGAAGCUGCUGGGCAGGACCUGGCCCCAGUCGGAGGUCGAGUGGCAGGCUGAGCUGGAGAAGUACAGACACUACCCGGAGUUCCAGCUCAAGAAUCAGGAGAUCAGCAUGUCUGACUUCAAGUUCAUCUGGCUGAUGGAGUACGGCCAUCGGAUGUGGGGCCGGCUGAUCGGCGCCACGUUCGCCCUGCCGGCCGUCUACUUCUGGUACAAGGGCUACUUCACCAAGGCCAUGAGGCGACGCGUCCCCGUCUUCGGGUCCCUGAUUCUGCUACAGGGACUGAUGGGCUGGUACAUGGUCAAGUCCGGUCUGGACCACAAGAACUUUGAGGGCCCUUCAGACGUACCCAGGGUGUCGCAGUACCGGCUGGCCGCCCACCUGGGCGCCGCCCUCGUGCUGGCCACGCUGUUCCUGUACAACGGCCUGGACCACCUGCUGCCGGCCCAGAAGGUUCCGGUCACCACCGCCGUGCGACGCGUCCGCAUGAUGGCGCACGUCAGCAAGGGGUUCAUCUUCCUCGCCGCCUUCUCCGGAGCGUUCGUGGCUGGCCUGGACGCCGGCCUGACCUAUAACGAGUUCCCGCUGAUGGGCGGCCGGCUGGUGCCGUCCGACCUGAUGGCCUACAAGCCGGCGCUCUCCAACAUCACGGAGAACCCCACCACCGUCCAGUUCAACCACAGAGUGCUGGUAGGCCGGGCACCACCGUUUUUCGGCCUGGUCCAUGGGCUGUGGUACCUGUCGCGAAAGGCCCGGCUGCCUCCCAGAGCGCAUGCAGUGAACGCCAUGCUGGUCAUGACCUACAUACAACUGACGCUGGGAAUCGCCACGCUGCUGCUGUACGUGCCGACCCCGGUGGCGGCGGCCCACCAGACGGGCGCGCUCACACUCCUCUCGCUGGCCGUCUGGAUGACGCACGAGGUCAAGCUCCUCAAGUAUGUGCCCAAGUGAGCGCCGCUGGGCAGGUGGCCCCAGGUGGCCGGCGGUGGUCGCGCGUAGAUGGCGCGAGCGAGGUGCAGUGUGUGGGAACGGUAAGGGUCGAGGAGGCUGCAAUGAAACUAGGUGCUCCAAGACAGGAGUACAGCAUAUGGAGUGCAAGGUUGAUGUCUGUAUUGACAAUGGAUGCGUGAUAAUGGAUGCGUUGGAGCUGUCCUGAAGGGCGUUCUGUUCCGAGUCCCGAGACCGCUACAGUUAACAAGUCCACCAUCAGUAUUGCUUUAUGGUGGUGAUAAGCGGCAUCUGCAAGCGAUUUCUUUACAGUAGCAACGCUGUUGCCAUAGAGAAACAGGACAUUUAGGAGAGUAUUUGGUGCGUGUCAUAGGUUGCUGACUCUCGCCCAGUGAUAUGAAAUAUAUAGCAUUUAUAUUUACUGGA
Molecule: messenger RNA, 1431 nt
Organism: Pollicipes pollicipes
Lineage: Eukaryota; Metazoa; Arthropoda; Thecostraca; Pollicipedomorpha; Pollicipedidae
Product: cytochrome c oxidase assembly protein COX15 homolog
Biological process (GO): heme A biosynthetic process
Cellular component (GO): mitochondrial inner membrane
Molecular function (GO): oxidoreductase activity, acting on NAD(P)H, heme protein as acceptor
Source: RefSeq, a predicted model, not a curated record